ACAGUUGACUGACAUUAGCAUAACCUAAAAACAGUACCUACUACCUACUCUACUUAAUUUAACCUCUUCUCUAAAACGAAUAACAUUAUUUUUGAAAGAGUUUUGAAACGCUGCCGGUUUUACUUCAUCUAUUUACUUGCUACAUUUUCACAUCAAUGAUUUGCCCAGAUUUUUUAGAAUUUCAGGAUAACCUGAAAAAAAUGCGUAUAUUGGAUGAUAAGAUAGUUUACGCUCUUAAUACUUCACUACCGACAGAAUCAUUUAAAAAUAAGGUGAAUGCUACAGCCGCUUGUGAAGAUCUAUUUUCUCAAAUACAGAAGGGCCACACCGAGAGAGAGAAUGUAAUUAAAAACUGUAUUGUAGUGACUGCAGAACAUGUAAAAAAACUGAGGGCUGCUAAAGAAGAUUCCCCAGAAGAUUACGAAGUUUUGAAAAAUUUGAAAGCCGAACAGAAGAAGUUACAUUUAUUGCAAACUGAACUAAGUGUUGAAGAAGUAAUACAAGAAAAGACAACAAAGUUAUUUACAGAGAAAUGUAGGAGUUAUUACAAACCUAACAACUUAUGAAGACUGAACAAAAUGCAUCA
Molecule: messenger RNA, 586 nt
Organism: Plodia interpunctella (Indianmeal moth)
Lineage: Eukaryota; Metazoa; Arthropoda; Insecta; Lepidoptera; Pyralidae
Gene: Ccdc58
Product: Coiled-coil domain-containing 58
Exons: 3
Coding region: 156-566 (136 amino acids)
Cellular component (GO): mitochondrion; mitochondrial intermembrane space
Source: RefSeq, a predicted model, not a curated record